Molecule: messenger RNA, 273 nt
Organism: Penicillium angulare
Lineage: Eukaryota; Fungi; Ascomycota; Eurotiomycetes; Eurotiales; Aspergillaceae
Exons: 2
Coding region: 1-273 (90 amino acids)
Source: RefSeq, a predicted model, not a curated record
AUGCACAGUGCUCGACCUUACAAUGGAGGGGAGGAAAGUCUGGACAAGUGGGACCUACUGCCUCAGCAUAGAGGUGAGGAUGCGUUGUGGAGGGACGACUUCAAGGCAAAGCAGGCAUUGGAGAAAGCCCGAGGGUUCAAUAUGUGGAUGGUCAAGCAGAGUGUUGACCUGGCGUUGAGAGAUGGUACGAGCAUGAAAGCUCGUCUUUGGGGUGAAUCUCAGCACCAAAGCGAGUUCUCCAAAGCAGCCAAAACAUGCUCAGGCGUGAGUUAA